AUGCAUCGCUUUUUUGCAGAGCUGGAGCCAUCUCUAUCCGUCACUGAGCAAAACCUGGCAGACCGAGUUCGGUACAUCCUGCGCUCCAACAUAUUUAGUGACGCCGAACUCGAACGACUACGACGUGAGGCUGUUCCCUCAUCGGAUGGAAAUGCUACGGCUGGGAAUGCGGCGCCACUAAUUGCGCAGCAAACUGCAAAUGUGGACGAUGCCGUCAAUAUUCCAUUUGUGGUUGAUUCAGACGAUGAUGGAAUAGUCCCCCACGAACUAGAGAAAAGGAGGAGCAUAUUGGAAGAGUCGAUGCUGGAAACGCGCAGUAUGCCUCUCGAAAAUCGACCGCGACUUCCCCCGCAUACCCCUUAG
Molecule: messenger RNA, 363 nt
Organism: Parnassius apollo (apollo)
Lineage: Eukaryota; Metazoa; Arthropoda; Insecta; Lepidoptera; Papilionidae
Source: the annotation of a GenBank genome assembly